AAGAUUUCACCUCCACCUUCCUGAGUAGUUUUUCGUUGAUUGAACAAACUAACUAACAUUUCAAGUGGUACUUGCACAACCAUUCAUAGUUGUGUGCCUGAGUCACUGACAGUGUUUUUACUUCGCAUCGCAUGACCCUGCUACGCCUACGCGAAAGCAGCAAAAUUUCAUGGCGGAAAUGCCUGCAACUCGUCGCGCUCGCUUUCCUGUUGGGUCUUUUCGAGCACGCAGCCUGUCUUAGGGCUACUUAGUUUUAUAACACAGAGUUACAUUUAUAAUGUGAGGUUUCCUGGACCUGGUCCUGGUGGUGAGCGCGUACUUCUAGAUUUAUCUCCGAAGGUAGAUGAAUUUGUCUCUUGGACCUCUUGAACCUCUGUCACUCUUACAACCGGUUAUUUCCUUGUGUAGACGAGGAAGUGAAGGGGACGAAAGCUCAAAAAAUCACUUUUCGAAUAAACGAUGAAAGACUACCGCAUCUAAUUUUCGACGGAAUUCACGUAGCAGAAGGGCCAGCAUCUCUGCACAUAAACAGGAAGAUUAAGGCAUCAGAUCAAUGAUGUCAUACAUGAGAAUCAUUUUUAUCAACUUCAACAUUAGUACUUUACUACGAGUCAUAAUUAGCCCACCACACAAACUGGUAUUACGUUUCAGUACGAUUCGAUAUCAGAUGACUGAAGGUGAAUUCUCUUUGUCCAGCUUAAAAGUAGCUUGCUCACUCAAGUCAUCAUCAUUCUAAGAAUGAGGUAAAGAAGAAGUGGAUCAACUCUAACUGGCGCACGACGAGACUGAUGUGGUGGAGAAUGAAAUUGAUGAGCACCAGAACGCAUUCGGGAGCUCUCCGGUGCUCAAACCCAAAGCGUUUCUCGAAGCGGACCUCACACCUCUUAAGAACAUUGUUAUAAGAAGCAUGUGACAACUGGGUACAACUUGAACACUUAUGUGACGACUCGGGAAGUAGAGGUACUUUCAAGUUCAACAUAAGAUAAUUGUUCAUUUACUUCUUCAUUGAUCCUCGUCCGCCAUAAUUACUCUGUGUGUGCUCAAGACUGUUCACAAUUUUCUCUGUCGGAUGAUUCACCUAGUCGGCGGCUCUUCGUCAGAGGUCAUCACGACCAGUUAAGAUAUUGAAAGUGCGUCGAGUAUUAGCUCUAAGUCUAAAGCACCUCCAAAACCUCUUGCGAUGCUCAAACAGCCCUACAUUUGGGGCAGAGUCUUGCCAAAGCCAGUUAGCGCGUAUAUUAUGUUAGUCAUUCGGCGUCGGAGCAAUCAAUAUUCAUCUGUCGAUGCAUCUCAUCUCGCUCUCCGGUAUCGUUUUGCAGCCGCUAUUUUGGGUGUGACUAAGUUGUACAAUCAAGACGACAGGUAUGGAGAUGAGGGGACUGAGAUGAACAUGAAUUAAGAAGCGAACAACUCUAAGCACACCGCGGAAGAGGAACAUGACGGCCACGGCGCUUUCACUGGACCAGAUUCGGCGUAUGGUUGGGUAGAAUUAAGGCUGGGGCUUUUUUAUCCUGUGUGAGGCAUCGAGAUCGACGAGAGUGAAACGAAACUCUAUUUAUUAUAAAUAUGGAGAGUUGUUGUAGUACGUCGGGAACUCUAUACAGAAAAUGAGCCUGUGUCUCGGCUUUGUCGUGAUCAUUAUCAGAUUGAAUCCUUACGAACGAUAGGUGUAGAUUUGUGGCCGAAUGUACGGUCUUAUGCGCCCCCUGUAUGUAACUUGUAUGACAUUAGUUGAACAAGUUAAGUAAUUGCUUGAAAGGGCGUUGGCAUAGAGUCCGAACGCAAAAAAAGACCUUACGGUCGUCAAGGGUGACGAUGUCAGGGACACACUCAUGACAAGUUGAGCAUAUUGAAGAAGGAAUAAGAGGAAAUAAAAGCAUCAUGGAGGUCGUGCCAUUAUUUACUAUGCGACGUCGGGAUAAUGAGAGCCUACCUCUAACAGGUCAGCGCUUUUUCGAACCGCCGCUGAUUAAGGCCUCGACGUAGACAAUUAUUGCUACGAUUGUUUGUGUUUUUGAGCUAAUCUUCAAAACAACCUGUCAAAGAAUAACACGAUUUUUUUACCGUUAUUGAAAUGGAUAACACGUUUAUCUUGGUAUUCAUCUAAGUAUUGCAAAACAGAAGCAUGGCUCCCAGUGCGGACGCCGUCAGCGAGUGGCGAGAAACUCGAGCUGAUUGGUCGUACACACUUUUUGUGGCGGGAAGACCUUAGCCCUCCGCCCGUUACAAUGUUAUUACCCGAAGGAACGAAGCUUCGCCUACUUCUGCCUGACCUUCGUCACGAAACAGUCGAAAUUAUUCGGUACAUGGGCGACACGUCGUCUGCCAAAAGUCUCCUAAGACAUGGAUGUUGGUUUAUUUUCCAAAGAUUGUGAUAUGAUCAGAAGAUCCCCGAAAUCUGUCCGUUCGUAAGUUCAUGAACGGACAGAUUUCGGGGGUCUUCUGAUCAUAUCACUUUGCAAGGCCUUCCCCUUGACAGUCAGCUCGGGAUCAAAGGCGGCAUGACAUGACAUCCCAAGCUCCCAAUGAAUAACCCGAGGAAGAUACUUGGACAACGUUCAUUUGAAUACGAGCUGGAGUAUGCAAUGUAAUCGGAUUACAUUUUUUGAGGUUUGAAUGAAUUCGAAUAGCUUUCUUACGCUUUGCAAGCAAGCGCCUUCGGACUUUGAACUCCAGAGGAGACAUCUAGUACCCCUUUUCACAAAUAUCUUGGUUUCUAACAAGCGACUAUGAGGUGAAACUACCGAACGGCGAGCGCCUUGUUACUCUUAUGGCUAGAUACAGACUUUUUCUUGAUAUACUUAUUUAUUAAUCCUUAACUAAGCACUUCUAAGGGUUGAGUACCUGUCCUUCCUCUAUCCAUACCUUGUAGAUCAAAAAAAAGCUGAAAAAACCAGGAACUACGUCAUUCCCGUCUAGCUGAUGAAAUGGUAUCUCUUCAAGAUCCAAAACUUUCCUCAUCGGCUAUAUGAAACGCAGCUUAUUGUGGAAUAGUUAGUUUAGUAUUUUAGGAUUGAUGUGUCACAUGCGUCCCGUGGUGAGGAGGUGAUGUUUCUCUACUUAUCGGGGCUAGGUAGUUCCUAUCUUACCAUUUCACAAGGCUUGCCCAAAUUUAUCUUGAGCGACAUCUUGAAUUCUUUCUCUGAGGAGAAGAACGUUUGCAAAAUGAACUUAGGCAAGCUCUACGAUACACUAAUAGAGAGGGUGGUAGGCCCUCGUGAUCUUGAUCAACAUUCUAAUGGGCCUAUCAACGACGAUACUUACCGCCCGGGAUCGGACGCGGAUGAGCCGAAGACCGGCAAGGACGAGGGCAGCAGUACCUCAUCUUCAUGCUGCUCGUAGGGCAGAUGUCAUUUGUGUCAGCGUUGGGUUGAAAAUGGUGGGAGGCACUGUCAGACUGAAAACUACUAUGAAGAUACUAGGACGAACCGUCGUACGCGUAAAGUUCACUCCUCUACUUCAUUGUUGUACCCAUCUUCUCCUUGCAUCUCUUCAGCGGACACCUCCUCUAAUAUUUUACGCAAUUCUCUUUCACUCAAUCCGCAUGCGCCUGGCAUCCACAUGCAAUUAUUUAGCGCAUAUGGCGUGACUUUUCUAACGCCAAUGUAAUAUUGGUAGACUUUGUUCAGGUAUCUCUUCAUUGUUGGACAAAAAGAAAUGAAAAUGCUUUACCCUUGUUCGUUAAUUUGCGAGGACACAAUAGUGAAAUCGGAUGC
Molecule: messenger RNA, 3716 nt
Organism: Amoebophrya sp. A25
Lineage: Eukaryota; Dinophyceae; Syndiniales; Amoebophryaceae
Source: the annotation of a GenBank genome assembly